This is a messenger RNA of Plodia interpunctella (Indianmeal moth), 1703 nucleotides long. It is a transcript of the gene Bm-re, whose product is annotated as major facilitator superfamily domain-containing protein 12-like. The transcript is spliced from 10 exons. NCBI's taxonomy places the organism in Eukaryota, Metazoa, Arthropoda, Insecta, Lepidoptera, Pyralidae. The coding region runs from base 186 to 1646 and encodes 486 amino acids. The record is from RefSeq and is a predicted model, not a curated record. Gene Ontology annotation, cellular component: plasma membrane. Gene Ontology annotation, molecular function: symporter activity. Gene Ontology annotation, biological process: carbohydrate transport.
UCCUUCUAGACUGAUAGUCUUAAUCCGACGCCACACGUCGCUUACAACAGUUCUGUCCCACACGUCUAUAGGGAGCGAUAUAUUUCCGAAUAAAUCAACCUUCGAAAAUAGCCGUUGUUGAAUGACAAUAACUGUGAAAAUGUUGGAGCUAUAUUUAAGAUUUUAGUAAUAGCUUUUUGUAAACAAUGAUAUCCAAAUACGGAGCAACGGAUGUAAAGGAGAACCCAGUGCCAAUUGAAAACGGCGUGAAUGCUGAAGUGUAUUUGAGGCCUCGAAAAUGGUUGCGACUGAACCAGAACAUCAUUUAUGGCCUGGGCCACGUGUACAACGACCUGUGUGCGGCCAUGUGGUUCUCAUACAUGAUGCUGUUCUUCCAGGCAGUGCUGGAGAUGAGAGCCGUCGUAGCCGGCACCAUGUUGCUUUUAGGACAAGUGAUAGACGCUCUAGCUACACCCGUGGUGGGCAUCAUGGCUGACAGAUACAGCACGAAGAAAAAAUGGCAUUUAACUGGAUGCAUUUUAGUAACUUGCACGUUUCCCCUGCUCUUCAUAAGAUGCUGGGGUUGUCGAGAAGGGAUGGCGAGCUACCUAGCGUGGUGGAUGCCGACGUACUACGCCACCCUCAUUAUCAUCUUCCAAGUCGGAUGGGCCAUCGUCCAGAUAUCACAUCUCGCCAUGAUCCCGACGUUAUCCGACAACCUACAUGUUCGGUCGGAGUUAACUUCUAUAAGGUAUAUGGCAUCAGUGACUUCAAGUUUGAUGGUUUAUCUCGUCACUUGGAUAGUUUUAAGAACAACUAAUUACAGUACAUUUAUUACUCCAGCUGAUGAUUACAAAUUUCGUGACGUGUCGUUAAUAAUUUCCAGUAUAGGAAUAGCAUCCUAUUCACUAUUCCAUAUAAUCUUUAGACUACGAUGCAAGGAUACUAAAUCGAACGGACAUCAAAUUAAUAACGGGACGUCAUCGCUUCUUCCUGUAACUGAAGAAGGCACCACGCCCACACUUGUGUCACAGUUAAAAAUAAUACAUUUUUUAAAAAUGCCUUUGCUGUACCAAACAAGCCUUUUAUACGUGUUUUCUAGAUUAUACUGGGCCCUAAGUUUAGUUUACGUGCCUUUGUUUCUGGAGGAGCGGCUAUCAGUCAACCCUAGUUCUGGGUCAGAGCUGGUGGCCAGCGUCCCUCUAGUACUGUACAUAUCUUCCUUCUUUUUCUCCCUCCUCUUGAAGAGCAAGAUAAAUACAUAUGGACAUCAGAUGGUGUAUUUAAUAGGAAGCACUCUGAGCCUUGUCAGUUCUUUAUGGAUAGCUCUUGCUAUAGAUCCUGACGCCAACAUAGUGCAAAUAUACUUAGUGGCAACCUUUAUAGGUGCUGGAAGUUCCAUAACCCUAGUUUCUAGUCUUUGUGUGACUGCUGACCUGAUCGGACCCCAUUCUCAUCAAAGUGCUGCCAUUUACUCCAUCGUGACCUUUGCUGACAAACUUGUCACAGGAAUUGCAGUUGUGGCUAUAGAGAAUUACAAAUGUGACAACGCAAUAGAUUGUCCGCAAUACUACAGAGGCGUGCUGACUUAUGCUUGUGGAGGCAGCGCAUUAUUGGGUAUGCUCUCGCUUAUCUUAGCAAAAAUAUCUCUAACACGUAAAACAUGAGCAUUUAUGAGCAUACACAAAUGCUCUUGUCUACUAAAUAAACGUAUAAGAUAUUUA